Molecule: messenger RNA, 1306 nt
Organism: Rhodotorula graminis WP1
Lineage: Eukaryota; Fungi; Basidiomycota; Microbotryomycetes; Sporidiobolales; Sporidiobolaceae
Exons: 1
Coding region: 1-1287 (428 amino acids)
Source: RefSeq, a predicted model, not a curated record
AUGGACAACACCCCGACCGCAGCGCGCACCGAGCAGUCGGCGCUCCCGCCGGCCUACCUCGACCCGCACGCCUACCUCCACCGCGAGCAGUUCCACCGCCAGACGACCUACACCCCGUCGUACGCUCCAGCAGGCACGCUCGAGCCGCAAAUCGUCUCGUACGCCGUCGCCGGCAGCACCUCGAAUCCGACCGCGCCCGUCGUCGUGUGGCUCAACGGCAUGGGCGGCCACCGCCUCGCGGCCACGCUCCUCGACGGCAUCUUUGCGUCGCGCGGCGUGCGCCUCGUCACGCUCGACCGACCGUCGGCCGGCAAGUCGACGCCCGUCCCGCUGCCGUACCGCGUCCCGGCGUCGCUCGACGCGCUCGUCGCCGUCCUCGCCGCCGAGCACGUCUCGACCUUCUCGCUCCUGAGCCACUCGAACGGCAUCCUGUACGCCCUGUACACGCUCCGCCACCUCCCCAAGGACCUGAGCGUGCGCAGCUGGCACCUGUCGUCGCCGUACGUCCCGCCGUGGCUGUCGGGCUCGGUCGCGCUCUCGGCGGCGAGGUGGAUCCCGGCGCCGCUCGUCGGCCAGCUCGGCACGGUCGCCGGCGCCGUGCAGCGUCUCGCGGGCCCGCUUGAGCGCGGCAUGGGCUGGAGCAGCGCCGCCGUGCGCGACUGGGGCGGGUGGGCCUCGAUGGGCCCGUGGUCGUCGUCGGCGGCACCAGCUCGGCCGACAGCAGCAGCGGCGUCGACUGCAGCAGCAGAAGAUGAUCCCGAGCUCCUCCCGCCGCCCAAGCAGCUCGCCCGCUUCCGCCGCCUCAACGCUCAGCGCCCGCCGCACAAGCGCCUGUACGGCGGCUACUACCUCCCGCCCGGCCUGUUCGCGCGCGGCAUGCAGGUGGCCAUCGAGGAAGGGCUCGACGCGAUGGGCCAGGAGGCCAUGCUGUGCCUGCGGCAGGGCGGCGCGAGGUGGGUUUGCCCGGGCGAGAGCGAGGCGGCGGGAGGAGGAGCAGGAGCAGCGGUUGACGAGGGCCAGCUGUACGAGCGAGCGUUUGAGGGCCUGCGGGACCUGCUCAGGGCCGAGGGGCGCGAGGUCGAGCUGAGCGCAUGGUGCGGCGAGGACGACGCGCUCGUGCCGGAGAAGGGGCGACGGUACCUUCGCGCGCUGCUCGUCGACCGGCUCGAGAUGGUCGACCCGAGUCGGUGGCACGAGAUCGAGGACGCAGGGCACGACGACACGCUCGGGUUGUCGUGCGUCAUAGAGCCGUUGCUAGACGACGUCCUGAGAGUGCACGAGCAAUAGAUCCGAGCGUUUCUCUCUC